AUGGCGACUGAUAGCUUUGAAACUCAUCAAGAUUCUUACCAAAACAAUGGUGAAAAUGGAGGUAAUCUUGAUCCUUAUUUCAUAGCUAAUUCAGACAGUCCAACUUCUUCUUUAGUUUCUGCUGUUUUCAAUGGUUCGAAUUUCUUGCGAUGGAAAAGGAAUGUUAUGAGAGCAUUGAUAGCUAAAAACAAAGAAGGUUUUGUGAAUGGAGGAAUUAUCAAACCUGCUGUGAAUCACAAAGAUUAUUGUAAGUGGAAACGUGCUGAUUUCAUGGUAGUGAGUUGGAUUUUAAGCUCUAUGAACAAUGAGUUAGCAGAUGAUUUUGGAUACAUUGAUAAUGCUGGAGAAUUAUGGAAGGAAUUAAAUGAGAGGUUUGGACAGUCCAAUGGACCUUUGAUCUAUCAACUGAAGAAGGAAAUUGAUAGUUUAAAACAAGAUAAUAUGACUAUUGUUACCUAUUAUGGUAAGUUGAAGAAGCUGUGGGAAGAAAUGCAGAGUUUGAGGGCAUUUCCUACUUGUAUUUGUGGUGCUUUGAACGGCUGUAGUUGCCAAAUCUUGAAGAAAAUAGCUGAGUUUGAAGAAGAAGAUAGAAUGAUGAAGUUUUUGUUAGGGUUAAAUGGAGGAUUUGAAGGAACUGUGACAAAUGUGCUAUCCAUGGAUCCUUUACCAAGUAUAAACAGAGUUUUUGCUAUCACUCAACAAAUAGAGAAGCAGAAAGAAGUCAGUGGUGCAGCUGUUGAGGCUAGUGCUAUGAGUAGCAGUGCUAUGGCUGCUCAAUCAUACAAAGGUGAUCAAUCUCAGAGGUUUGCUGGUGUAAAGAAAGACUGGAAAGAGAUAAAGAAAGAAAAAAUGCACAAGAUAUGCACACAUUGCAAAGGUAAGGGGCAUACUGUGGAUCAAUGUUUCAAGCUCAUAGGCUAUCCUGAUUGGUACAACACAAUUAAGGCCUCAAAAGGGUCACAGUAUCAAGCAAAUGGAAGCAGACUUGUUGCUAAUGUAAACUCAGCUGCUGAUGUUGGAGAUAAUCCUCUUGAUGAUCAGUUGAAUGGUUCUAGGUUUUGA
Spinacia oleracea (spinach) is the source of this 1062-nucleotide messenger RNA. RefSeq lists its product as uncharacterized. The coding region runs from base 1 to 1062 and encodes 353 amino acids. Lineage: Eukaryota; Viridiplantae; Streptophyta; Magnoliopsida; Caryophyllales; Amaranthaceae. The transcript is spliced from 2 exons. The record is from RefSeq and is a predicted model, not a curated record.